Messenger RNA from Brettanomyces nanus, 1809 nucleotides. RefSeq lists its product as uncharacterized. The coding region runs from base 1 to 1809 and encodes 602 amino acids. Gene Ontology annotation, molecular function: protein binding. The transcript is spliced from 2 exons. Lineage: Eukaryota; Fungi; Ascomycota; Pichiomycetes; Pichiales; Pichiaceae. The record is from RefSeq and is a predicted model, not a curated record.
AUGAAGAGCCCUAUCAAGGAGUCCUCUGCAUCCUCACAAUCUCUGUCUGUGUCAGCCCUCAAAUCCAAGUCGAAGGAGUAUUCUUCACAGGCCAUUGUCAAUCUCGCAAUUACUCCUCCAUCUUUGUCUCCGUCUCACCCCCCUCAGAGCCCAAAGUAUUAUUAUUCGUUAGCUAACUAUUACACCAAGUCUAUGGACGCUGGUUACCGGCCUUCACAAGAUCGAAGUUCAAAUAAUAGCCUUGCAUCCAGACCGUCUUCCAAAUCUCCAAACUCUCUUUCCUCUACUUCAUCUUCAACUAAUCACAGUCCUCACGCUCAGCAACGGGAAAAAUGUCUUCCAAAAGGUCAAGGGGGGUCUCAAGCGCCUGCCCAUUUAUCUCCUAAAAGCCGUCGAAUUGCAUCUUUAUCUGCCGCCGCUGAACUCGAUAUUGUGAAUUUCCUUGAAAUGGACUAUUCCUCAGAUAGUGAUGAAGACGAAGAUGAGAUUAAUGCAGUUCCUUACUGCAGUCCUGUAGUAUCGGUUCCUGGACUUCCCGAUGGGUUGGGAACUACGGUCUUUGAUGAUGUUUCGUCAUUAUCGAUGUCAUCAGUGGGCCAAUCAGAACAUCCAAGACCGUCUGCAUCAGGUGUCUUCAGUGAGGAUGUAGUCUCUUCGACGAUUAGCAGCGCCAUUACUAGUACUGCACCUUCGGUGAAAGGAACAACAGCAUUCUACAAGUCCAAUUAUGGCAGUGAUAGCACUGUAAAUAUGCUUCCGACAGAAACUUCUGUAGAGAUGUAUCGCAAGAAUGCGCACAAAACUAGUGACUCAGAAGUUCUCUUUUCGUUUGCCAAGAUGUUGAUCAAGACGGCCAUGGUCAGGAGCAAGGGCAAGAAGUCGCCCAUUUCAGAAGAAACAAGGGAGGAGUACUUGUUGGAGGCCCAUAGUUCCCUAAAGAAGGUCUGCAGAACGGGAUAUCUUGAAGCACAGCAUUUCUUGGGUGAUGCAUAUUCCAUAGGACUCUUCAGUAAGGGAAAGCCGGAUACUCGUAAAGCGUUGAACUAUUUCGAAACAGCGGGCAAGGGACGGCAUGCUGAAAGCGCCUAUCGAACAGCUGUCUGUUAUCGUAAAGGAUGGGGGUGCACACCGGAUUCACGGAAAGUGGUGAAGUUUGUGGAAAUAGCAGCUAUGAAAAGUCAUCCUGUGGCAAUGAUGGAGUACGGAAUUUAUCUCUUUCAUGGGCUAAUGGGUCUACCGGAAGAUGUGACCACAAAGAAGAAAGGAAUUAGUUGGCUUAAGAGAGCCACAGAGGCUGCAACGCAAUUAAGUUGUGGUGCACCCUACGAAUUGGCAAUGAUCUAUAUGUACGGAUACAAAGACAUUGUGAUCAAAGAUGUGAAUUAUGCUGUCAAAUUGCUGUUUCAAGCAGCAAAUUUGGGGCAUGCGAAAUCUGCAGCUCUCUUGGGUAAAUUCUACGAAAUGGGAGAGAUUGUGGAAAGUAAUGCUGAUUUAUCAAUUCAUUUCUACAACAUGGCUGCAGAGCUGGGAAAUUCUGAAGGUAUGAUGGGUCUUUGCUCGUGGUACUUUGUAGGCAGUGAAAAGUUGCCAAAGGAUUACGGUGAGGCAUUCACGUGGGCACAAAAAGCUGCCGAGAAAGGAGACCUUCGUGCAAUGCUCUCACUUCGUCGAUUCUACGAAUUAGGAAUUGGUUGCAAAAAGGAUCUAGAAAAGGCAUCGCACUGGGCGAAGCAAGCCGGCCAAAUAGAAAGCCUAAAAGAGACCAAAGCUAAGCGGAGGAAUUUUCGUAAGAGGAAGAACGGACGAUAG